UUGUCACAGUAUUGGGUGGUCUUCGAAAAAGUGAACGAGCUGAUGAUCUUGGUACCUGCGCUUCUUGGGCUCAAGGGCAACUUGGAAAUGACACUGGCGUCGCGGCUGUCCACGCAGGCGAACCUCGGCCACAUGGACACGCCCAAGCAGCAGUGGUACAUGAUCGUCGGAAACCUCGUUCUCAUACAGUGCCAAGCGAUAGUGGUGGGCUUCCUGGGGUCGAUCGUGGCCAUCGUGAUGGGCGCAAUGCGCAACGGGACCGUCUCGCUGGACCACGCUUACCUACUGUGCGCGAGCAGCCUCGUGACGGCGUCCCUGGCCUCGUUCGUCCUUGGAUUGAUAACAGCCGCAGUGAUAGUACUGUCGCGCCACUGUCACAUCAAUCCGGACAACGUGGCGACCCCGAUAGCCGCCAGCCUCGGGGACAUCACCUCCCUCGCCCUACUCUCGUGGAUCUCGACGAUACUCUACGAGUCGAUCGACAAGAAGGACUGGCUCGCGCCCCUCGUCAUCUCCUGCUACGUCCUCGUCACGCCCCUCUGGGUCUGGAUCGCCAAGAAAAACAAGUACACGAACGACGUGCUCUACUCCGGCUGGACGCCCGUCAUCGUCGCCAUGCUCAUCAGCAGUUGUGGUGGAUUGAUACUCGAGUUCAUGGUGUCGCGCUUCGAAAAUCUCACCGUCUUCCAGCCUGUGAUCAACGGAGUCGGCGGCAACCUCGUCGCCGUGCAGGCAAGCCGGAUAUCGACGGCCUUGCACAAGCAAGCCGAUCUCGGCACGUUGCUCAUACCACCAGGACACAAUCAUCCCGUCAUCUUCAUCACACCGAUCGCUGCUUUCUUUGGAAAAGGUAUGUGCAACAUUCAAUCUUUUUUAUUUAUAUUUCCACUCGAGAUCACGAUGAAUUGCAUUAAAGUGCCGAUAUAAUGUAAUAUUGUUCUUAAAUUACAUGAUAUAACGUAUAAAUUAAUUAAAAUAUAUUGACUGACUCGGGUGACUCGGAGGUGGCAUGUAA
Molecule: messenger RNA, 1015 nt
Organism: Copidosoma floridanum
Lineage: Eukaryota; Metazoa; Arthropoda; Insecta; Hymenoptera; Encyrtidae
Product: solute carrier family 41 member 1
Biological process (GO): monoatomic cation transport
Cellular component (GO): plasma membrane
Molecular function (GO): monoatomic cation transmembrane transporter activity
Source: RefSeq, a predicted model, not a curated record